Molecule: messenger RNA, 6512 nt
Organism: Aricia agestis (brown argus)
Lineage: Eukaryota; Metazoa; Arthropoda; Insecta; Lepidoptera; Lycaenidae
Exons: 51
Coding region: 161-6469 (2102 amino acids)
Source: RefSeq, a predicted model, not a curated record
UCAAAAUCAAAAUUCACACGAAAUGUGGAAAGUGAUAUCUAAAUAAAUAAAACUAUUUAUACAAAAUAAAAAAAGGGAAAUCGCAUAAUAGUAGGUUCACGCUCAGAUAAAUUUUGGAUGUCAAAAUCCUUUGUAAGAAAUAUAAAAUCGAAAUACUAAAAUGACGGACAAAAAGAAGGCUCAAGCAGGAGGAGAUGGACCAGAAGAUAAAAAAAAGAAAAAAGUGGAAGUUGAGGUGAUACAUCGACCCAAGGGUAAGGUGAAAGAUGAACCACCCCCAGAACCUGAAGUUGCAAAAACCCCUUCUGAAAUUGCUCGCGAGGAAGCGGAACAAAGAGCAAUGUUGCGGAAACAACGCUUCAAAAGGAAAUGGCCUGAGGUGACGAAAGUUAAGAUCAUAACGAAACCAUGGAAGCCACCUCCACCGCCACGAAAACCAAGCCCUGUGCUAAUCGACCUACCCGAUCUCAAACUGCGUAAGUGGGUGCCGCCGUUUAUGAGAAGGCGUCGCAGACGGCCGAAACUCCUGCGCAUUCCGCCAGAGGAGAUCACUCAACCGCUGUACGAAUAUGCGACGCUAAAGAAGGUUUGGCAUAAUUUUGGUCAAGUAAGCGCAAACAAAAUGAUCCUUCAAGGUAGAACAGCCUGCAAUAUAAAACGGUCUGCUCUAUCUGGUGCCCAAACUGCAUGCAUUGCUGUGGUUUGUAGGGGUCUUCUAGAAGACAAAACAGCAGCGGAACUUACUAGAAGCGAUGUGGGCCAACUCAUAGAAGCCGGUGACAACUUUUACAAACAAUGCAUCAUAGCCAUGAAGUGUUACAAAGGCAAACCUCAAAUCCAGCUGAGCCAACUGCUGCCCACGUUCUUCUUGCACGACAUGAGGUUUACCAUCAAGAUGGAGGUACAAGACAAGGGUGUGCUGGCCAAACAUCCGGACGACAAACGAUCCGAUCCGGACUUGAUGUCAUUAAUGGAGAAGCGCAUAGGCAAAACCUACAUGGUGAUACUGAGUAUGAAGGACAAGCACUUUCUACUGUGGGGCCAUCCGCCCGCGCCCGACAGUGGGAGCCAAGUCAAGACGGUCUGCUACAUCUUCGACCCUCACAUGCUGGAUGAAAGUGGAACUCCGAAUAAAGUAUACGGCGCGGGCGCAUUCCUCCGGUACGCGGGCGUGUCAUCGUUCGUCACCGACUUCCUCGCGAGCUACGGCGAACUGGACGCCGCCGCCAGGGGACACCUUACACCGAUUACCUUAACUAGUGUCGAGGUGCUCCAAAAAGAACCAUUGCUGCGAGAACCCGACCACGAUCUGAAUCUGAAAGUGGCCAAAAUCCACUGUCAGAGCGAAUAUGACAGCAUCUUCAGAGCCGCACAUGCGGACAAAAAAGAAAGGCCCGCACUUAUUUCAUUAAGUGCAAUGAGUUUGGCGUCCUCUAAAGCUCUUUCAAGGAGAAAAGUUUUAGAUUUCUACAACAAGACAAAAAGAGAGCAAGCACCGAAACUACCCGUGCCUCCAGAGAAACCCCCAGCUCUGACUCCGGAGGAGAUAAUGCAAAUGCGCGGAGAAGACUUCUUCCUUUACGCACCGAGACCUGAUAGUCACUAUUUUGGCAGAGAUGAUUUAGCACCACUAUCGAAGUCGGAGACGGUGCUGUACAGUCCUGUGGAUAUUGCCGAUAAGACCUACAAGUCUCAAUACCACAAGGUGGACAAAAGCAAGUGGAUUUUGAGGGGCACCCGGCACAUGGCUAGUCAUAGGUACCAAACGUUCAAGACGUACACGGGCGUGUCGUGCUGCGUGUCGGCGCUGAUAACGCUGCUGCGGCUGCGCGCGCGCGCCUGGAACGAGGACAUCGUCGACGAGACGCUCGACCUAGGAUACAAUUUUUAUAGGGAGUCACUUGCUGAAAGGGGUGGACCGAUACGAAGAAUUGUUUUAGGUGAACUGAAGGAUAAUUUUAAGAUUCGUGAUAAGGAAUACACAUAUAAGGAAAUCGGUAUUGCUGUUUGGGGCAAACUGCUAUCAACUGACCCAAAAGUGUUGGACGUUUGUCGGGGACUGGAAACAUUCUUCAAAGAAAGAGACUAUGGAAUACUGCAGAUACCUGGCGAGCUGGAAGUGGCAAUAUUCAAUGAGGCCGGACGAUACUACAUUUACCAUCCGUGGCCUGCUGAUAAACAUGGAUACAGGGUUGGCCUGCAGAGUGGUGGUAAAGCAUGUCUUAUGUAUUUUGAGGAUGUGUCUGAGCUCUGUAAGCACUUCCUGGACAGCGUCAAAGACUUGAAACGUAAACCGUUCAGCAUAACGCGAAUAGUGGUCACAGAAACUGAUGAGCUACCAGAUCCUGUCAAUGAUUUAAAACCAAUUGCAGCCAAUCGUUGGAUAGUUAGAGGUCGUUUUCACAAUGAGGACGAGAGAUUCCCUGAAGAGAAUCGCGGCAAGCAAGCGGCACCCAUGUCCAUAGCAGCUAUAGCCAUGGCUCACGUUCUAGAUCCUUCUGAGUGGAAGUCUGAUAACAUCGAUGAGACCCUCGUCGUUGGCGAUAGUUUAUAUGCAAGCACUUUAGAUCUAAUGGACAAGAUGGGAAUAGAUUUGAAUGUACCCAAAGUUGAAACAGAAGGUGAAGAGGAGGAGCAAAUAGUUCCAACGGGAAUCCUCUCACCCACCCAAGUCGUUGAUAGAUUUAAAGUGACCGAAAACGAUUUCAUUGAGACAGAAGUGGUGGAUAAUGGAUAUAGCGGACAACUCACCCCCACACCCGGUAGUGGAGUUCUAUCCCUGAAGGAUUCCCUUCGCAAGAUGUUCAAAGAACACACCCAUGGAGUAGUGAGUGCCAGAGGUUGUUCUGUCGCGGUGUGGAAACAGGGAGAUAGCUAUUACUACUUUGAUCCAGCGGGAUGUGACGAUAAAGGUUAUUCCUCAGACGAGCCAUGGGCAUCUAGUUGUUUGGUUCGCGUAAACGGCAAUGUGCAAGAACUAGCCAAUUUGGUGAUGGGAAACCUGCCACCUGGUAUCGAUGAUGGUUUCUCAGUUAAUCCUGUCAUGGUUUCCGUCAGUAAAAUGAUUCCAGCUAUCGGGGCCCCAGAAACUAAGUUAGAGAGUAAAGCAUUCCAGUGGAUAUCUAAAGGGACAGCGGCAAUACUUAUGGGACCUAGAGGUGAAAACACUGCAAUCGGUAAAGCGGCUAAGAAAGCUGGCGUUGAGGCUGAAGAUAAGGCUGGUCGCACACUUGCUCUACCAGCAGCUGCGGCAUUCGUCGCAGCCUCCGCCGCGGUACCUCCACCACACAUGCAUCAAGACCACAUGUUUAACUUUAUUGAUACUGGCACGGAAUAUUAUCUGAAUCAUGUAAAAGAAACUGGAAAUAAGGAACUUGGUCCACAAGAUUUGAGUGAGAAGUUUGAAAUGGGUGUAAAUACGUUCUCCAUAGAGCUAGAAGAUCCGAUAAAAUUAUCACUUCGAUUGCCCGAUGAACCCAAAGGGGAGGGUCAAGAAGAAGAAGAAAAUGAGAAAGAAUUAGGUGAAGCGGAGGAAGAAGAACAAACGGAAAAGCCAAUGAAGCAAAUAAAAGACGCAUUGCUCAGAACAUGGAACGAUCCAACGAAACGAACGUCUGCGUUUUUGCUGCUCGGCGACUACCAUCAGAUGGGCGUGUGGAUGUCUGCGGGAGGAAAAGUGGUAGCUUUCGAUCCUGCACCAACCUUGGAAAAAGGAUUGCUUACACCUCAAAGAAUACGUAAAGGCGAUGAAUUGCGUCUCCAGCGAAUAAAAGAUGAGAUGGGCGGUGAGGGAGACGAUAACGCCGACGAAGAGGAAGAGGAAGAAGAGGAAGCUAUGGGAGAGGGAGAGGAAAAAGAGGAAGUGCCAGAUUUUUGUCCACCCGAGUCCUGUCCAGCGCUGAUGGUGUGUGCCAGUCCCGGUGAAUUCAUUGACAAGCUUGUGGCUCAAGGACACCUUGAUAGAAAACAAUGUUUAGCACCCUACAAGCUAUACCCAGUAAAAAUCACCAACGAACUUACAACUACGGUAAAAGACAAGAAGGGAGCUGGAGAUGCUGAUGAAGACUUUGGUGAAGAAGAAGAGAAAGCCGAAGUAUCAGCCGAAGCUCUCAGUGAAGACGCUGUUGGCAAACACUUCACCAGGAUCGACCAAUAUACCGCAUCGGUCAGGGGACGAGUGGCGCAGAACGAAAACUGCUAUCUGCAGACACCAAAUAGAGAUCAUCAGGACGUGGCGAACGCAGUACUGGGAAUAGUGGUAGAUCACAUUGAGCCCCACGUACACUGGAAGGGACCGCUCAUAGACGCGGUUCUGCAGUUUGGUGACCGUCUGUACACGCGUACCCUGCCUUACGCCUCUUAUCCCCCAAGGCUGCGAGCAUCUGAGCUGCCCCAUGAGUUCCAUCUCACCAAUUUCGACGUGAACUUGGAGGUAGAGAGUGAUGUGGUGACAGGAGACAUCACCGCCGGCGAACGUGGCACUGUACUUGAUUUAGCCAGAGGAAUAGCUAAGUUCUUUGAAACGAACACCCACGGUAUAGUAUGCGCGAAGGAUUACUGUGUUGGUAUUUGGAAGAGCAACGAGCACUUCUGCUUGUGGGAGCCUCACAGCGUCUGUCCCACCGGUGUUUGGACACCCGGAGGUGCCGCGACACUGGUCCUUAUGUCCUCCGUCAAACAGAUUGCCGAAACACUAAAGAAGUCCCUGGACAGAUUGGAGAGAACUGGACCUAAUAAAUUUACCAUAUCGGGGAUUAAAGUGUCAUGGGAACUGUCGAAACUUUGUGAGGCAGAGAAGCCGGCUGCGGUCCCUGACGAAGGCUAUGAGUUAAAGGUUCUUACCGCGUUUGUAGAAAUUGCGAAAGGAAGAACUAUCUUACGAGGCACAAGACCAUUAGAUCUUCCCAAAUUCACCCGGGAAGCAUGUAUGCAAUCCUCUUGCGGUGCCAUAGUAGCCGCGUGUAUGGCUCACGUGAGGAAGCCGCACCUUUGGACACGGCACACGGUCGACGAAAUCAUGUCUGUGGCUUGUAACCUCUUCGUCUCUUCCAUUGAUUCACUAGGUUAUGAGUUCAGACCCGGUGAUGAUAUCUUGGUACCCCUGCAGGUAUUGAAGAGGUUUGUUUUGGGAGUAAACUAUAUCAGAUACGACCUUCAGCAUGUCUUCUCAGGGAGGUUGGAGCAGAAAAAUCCGUCUGAAGUGAACCUCAGCUAUGCGUUGGAACAGUUCUUCAAGUUCCACACUCACGGCAUUCUGUUCUGUGCGCCUCACGCGGUGGCUGUAUGGCGGGUAGACGCAUGUCCCGCACACUACAUGAUGGAGCCUCAUGCUUGUGGACCAUCGGGACUCAGGACUGAUGCUGAGGACGAUGGCGCAGCCUGUGUAUUAUCAUUUUCGUCUGCAAAACAGAUGGCAUUGGCCUACCUCCAAAACAUACCAGUGGAGAAGCGAACCAAACAUCAUUUUCAACUGUACAAGAUAUCGGUGAAGGUCCAUCUGAUACAAAAACUGGAUCCUGAACCGCCGCUCGUCAAGUCACCUACAGGAGUUACGUUGGUUCCGGCUACGAGUAAGGUUUACGUGGAUGGCAGUAAGCGUCGAGCAUCAGAGCGUGAUCGUAAACAUCCCCCCGGAGAGGAGUCUUGUGCUGACACUGAACGUGUGAUGAAGGAAAACGAUGAUGAUCCCGCUGUUGAAGGUGAACGCAACACUAGCGGAUGGUUAGUGCUUCGUGAUGGCACACAGUUCAUGUCUGCUCACCACUCGAUCUGCUGCAAAAAAUUUCCUCACGCUUCUCGUGGAAAACAAGCUCUCUGUUGCGCCAUAAUGGGGGUGGCGAUGUCGCGCGUGGAGGAGGUGUGUCGGUGGUGCGAGUCCACCCUCGACCGCAUCCUCGACAGCGGCGACCAGCUGUACCAGGACAGCUACCUGCACUACCGACCCGCCACCAGGAUACUCGCUGUCGAUCAAGUGCUCCGCAAGUUCUACGUGCCGGGCAACUGCGUGUGCCGGGUGGUGGUCUACAAGCCGAGGCAGUAUGGAAACGUCCACGAAAACUUACUAGAACAGCUGUCGCAGUUUUUCCGCGAGGAGCGGGCGGGGGUGCUGGUGGCCGGUGACGGGACAUUCGCCGUCGCCUUGUUCAGAACACCCAGAGGGCUGUACAUGUUCGACCCUGCUGACCGCGACCGCGUGGGGCGCGCGCUGCCGCCGCCCUGCAGGGGUAAGGGGAGGGCCUGCUUCUCGCGGUACCCUGAUGUUGAAAAGCUUGCUGAAAAAUUGAUUUAUAACGCUACGUCGGGAUCAAAAGAAGACAAAGAAGGAAAGGUAAAUGGGAACAAGAAUAUUGAAAACACCGAAAAUCAGGAACCUAAAACCGAGGAAAAAGAGGUCCGCUUCAACGACAAUACAUCCUUCUCUAUAUACGGGGUUGACGUCACAGCACUACGAAAAGCUAAUGAUGGUUAACUGUUUUUUUUUAAAUUCCUUAAACAAAAGUUUUGAAUAUUAU